AUGUCGCGCUGGUAUCUGGCGACUGGCUGUUCUUUCAUGGAACUGCAUUAUGGAUACCGUCUCGGGCACACAACAAUCACAGAAAUUGUUCGAGAAGUGUAUAUCCUGUUAUGGCAGAAAGUGUAUGCAAGUAAAGCUAUGCUGACAACAGAAGAAUGGUUAAAAAUAGCAAAUACCUUCGAAAAGAAGGCCAACUUUCCUCACUGCAUUGGAGCAAUUGAUGGCAAACAUGUACGAAUGAUUAAGCCUGCUCACUCAGGUUCCUUGCACUACAACUACAAAAAUUACUUUUCCAUUCCAGAAUGA
Molecule: messenger RNA, 306 nt
Organism: Schistocerca cancellata (South American locust)
Lineage: Eukaryota; Metazoa; Arthropoda; Insecta; Orthoptera; Acrididae
Exons: 2
Coding region: 1-306 (101 amino acids)
Source: RefSeq, a predicted model, not a curated record